GUGAUAUUAAUGAUUUGCUAUAAAUAAAAUUCAUUUUGUUUUAAUUUAAAUGUAUAGCAAAUUAAUAAACUUUUUGAAAUAAAAACAAUGAAUCUGAGAUAUUUAUAUGCAUUGAUUGCAUUGGAAGGGGUGGUUAUGAUCGGGGAACUGGUGGCCAGUCAACUGACACAUUCACUCAUUAUCCUCACCGAUGGUUAUCAUACACUUUACAAUAUUUUAAGUAUUGUUUUGUUAAUAAUUAGUUAUAAAAUGUCAAACGAGAAAACUGUGAAAAACACAUUUGGUUGGGCACGCAUUGAAGUACUGGGAAUGUUAGUUAAUAUGACAUUCCUCGUGGCCCUCACUUUCUCAUUAGUCGUGGAGGGUAUCCAACAGUUGGUUCAUUCAUCUCAUGAAAUCAGUGGACCCACUAAUUAUUAUUUAUUAUUUGCAUUUGGAUUCAUUAGUUUCAUAUCUAAUCUUUUAUAUUUCAAUAUAGUUAGCGACACUAUUUCAUCUAAAAACAAACAAAGAGCUAUAAGUUUGAGUCUAAAACCACAAGAAAAUAUUGUAUUUAACAAUAUAUUGAGUCUUAACAUCGAUAGUCCAGCAGUUAAUAACACACAAAGUCAUUCAAACGAUGUUUCCGAUACAUUGUUAGCACAACAACCAGAAAAAGAAACAUUACAAUCUAUAACAACAAAACAUGAAAAUAGUGAACAAAAUGUAUUUUAUCUGAUGUUCAGAGAUCUGAUGGGUUCAGUGCUCGUCAUUCUGUGCGCUGUAUUUGUCUUACACACCGAUGGAUGGAUGGCUUAUCUUUGGGAUCCGAUCUUUGGUAUAAUAGCUGCUCUUGUCUUCUGUUUGUCAUUAUAUCCGGAAAUUAAAAACACCAUGUACAUAUUGCUAGAAACAGUUCCUGAAAAUAUUGAUGUGGAACAAUUAAAAAAUGAUAUACUCAAAGAGUUUCCCAACAUUGUUAAUGUUCAUGACUUACAUAUAUGGGGACUGACCUCAUCUCAAAUAAUAGGGUCGUGUCAUAUAAUACUACCAAAGCAGUCAUCCAAAGAAUUCAAACAAUUUUCCCAAUUGAUGGACAAGUUUUUCAAGAAACAGGGCAUCCGUUUGGUGACAGUUCAGCCAGAAUUUCAUGAACUCAAUGAACUCAAUAUUACCUCACUUUCUUCACUCACUUGUCGUCUGACCUGUUGUUUGACAGAUAAGGACAAAAUCAAUGAUAAUGAUCACAAUUGUCUACCAAUUGAUAAUAUACAUAAUAAAGUUUAA
Messenger RNA from Oppia nitens, 1266 nucleotides. Its product is annotated as proton-coupled zinc antiporter SLC30A1-like. The coding region runs from base 88 to 1266 and encodes 392 amino acids. NCBI's taxonomy places the organism in Eukaryota, Metazoa, Arthropoda, Arachnida, Sarcoptiformes, Oppiidae. Gene Ontology annotation, biological process: zinc ion transmembrane transport; intracellular zinc ion homeostasis; detoxification of zinc ion. The record is from RefSeq and is a predicted model, not a curated record. Gene Ontology annotation, molecular function: zinc ion transmembrane transporter activity. Gene Ontology annotation, cellular component: membrane. The transcript has 6 exons.